AUGGCCAGUCCGAUCGCUGACACCCUGGUUCGCCCUUCUUCAAUUUCCCCUCCGCCGCCGGUAUACCUACGCGCAUCUCCUCCGCCGGAGCCGCCAGCUUACGAUCCUCCAGCUGUCCCGAAUAUUAAUAAGUCAGAACAAUCGGCCGCUCCCGAAACACGUAAAAAGGCGGUCCCAGUAUCUGCCCUUACAUUCAACCAUGAAGCACAGAUUCAGCGUUCUCCUCAGUCUCCCGUGCGUAUUGAUAACUCGGUGUUUGAGCACCAGGCCUACAGCGCAGUGGUUGAAGGCUCCAACGAUACCCUAGACUUGCAAUUGUCACAUAUGAACAUUUCAGGAACUGUCGACCCCGCCACAUCCUCCGCAUCAAGAGCUGCUCUUCCACCCCGUGUCGAUUCCAUGCCCAGACAGGUGGUAGCCGAUCGCCACACUUCCGCCAGCACCGGGUCUUGGUCGCUAGUAGGUAGCAACGAAAAAGACGAAGGUUCGAAGCAACCUUCGACGGAUAGGCAAGGAGAGAUGUCGAAGCCCUACAAUAACUCAAACUCGUCAGAAGCUAGUUUAUCCAGUUCACAGCAAAUGGACUAUCAGCCUCUCCAGUAUCAUCACCGACCACUCCGUGACUCUCCGCCGGGACGGCAAUCUGGCUCAUCCUCUACAGAGUAUCUUCCCCAGAACCAGUUGUUAUCUCCAAGGCAGGGAGCCUUUGGAACUCCGCGCCCGUUGUCCGUUUACUCCUCCACAUCCGAUCUUCGCGCUCGCUCGCCGCACGGCCGCAAUGUCUCAGGUCACUCGCCAGAUUCGCGACCAAAAUCAACAUAUGUGGAAAUGCUGAACACACCAUAUCCGCAACAGGUGCCAUCACCAUCGGCGAAGGAUAAUGAACACCUGAGAAUGCUGCUAGGGAAUAACGUCUCCCUGCUGAGUCACAAGCAAACGUUUGAGAUGUACCUUGCGAAUGUCAAAAAAACAAACGAUCCGGCGGUUCAAUACGAGUUUGCAGUGUUCAUGAUCAGUGCCAUCCAAGAAAUGUAUCCAGAUGAAGAUAGUGUGACACAAGUUCCGUUGGACAAGCAGAAAGAUGGUGCGCCGGACGUUACCAAGUCCCGCUUACUACUCGAGGCAAAGGCAAUCUUACAGAGGCUUGCCGAUCGCAGUUAUCCCUUCGCGCAGUAUUAUCUUGGGGAUGGUUUUUCGUCUGGUCUUUUCAGCAAAGGAAAGCAAGACUACGACCGGGCGCUGCCCCUUUUUGUGGCCGCCAGCAAGCAUGGUCACGCUGAAGCGUCGUACAGGGCCGGGCUGUGUAACGAAUUUGGCUGGGGUUGUAGAACGGACGGCCCCAAAGCAGCUAACUUCUACCGAACAGCUGCUACAAAAAAUCACCCUGGUGCCAUGCUUCGGCUUGCCCGAGCUUGCCUGGCCGGGGACCUGGGCUUGGGGAAACGGGAACGAGAAGGACUGAAAUGGUUGAAGCGAGCUGCCGAUGCCGCCGAUAUGCAGUACAACGCUGCUCCGUACGAACUGGGAUUAUUACAUGAAACCGGAUAUGGGCAAGAUAUUUUCAAAGACGAGUCAUAUGCCGCUCAGUUGUUUACCAAAUCAGCCGACCUCGGCAAUAGAGAUGCUAAUUUUCGAAUGGGAGAAGCAUACGAGCACGGGCAAUUAGGCUGUCCUCACGAUCCCGCAUUGAGUAUUCAUUUUUACACGGCGGCUGCUCAACUUGAUCACCCCCAGGCUCAGAUGGCGUUGUGUGCGUGGUAUUUGCUUGGCGCGGAGCCAAUACUUGAAAGAGAUGAGAUGGAAGCGUACGAGUGGGCUCGGCGUGCUGCAGAACAAGGACUCGCAAAAGCUCAAUAUACCGUAGGAUUCUUUACGGAGAGUGGGAUAGGAUGCCGCCGUGACCCGCUUGAAGCCAAUGUCUGGUACGUCAAGGCAGCGGAUCAGGGAGAGGAAAGGGCGAAACAUAGAUUAGCAGCUAUCCAGGCGGCUUCAGAGGGAGCCAAUCCUAUGUUGGCUGCCAAGUCAAAGAAGAAGGGUGAUAGACGACCUUCAGAUGGAAAAAAAGACAAAAAGUUUCUCGGUAUAUUCUGAGCUACUGCAAUAGCAACAGCAAUUUCACGGAGUUGAUCUCUGUCAGUUACGACAAUGUCUCGAAUAUUACAUGAUCUAGUUCGUGUUAUUUCGAAUACAUAAAUGCCAUAUACCCCUUAGCCUCGAGCCGGGAUAAUGUCUCAUUUCAUGCUUUUUAUACAAGCGUGUUGUGAAUACGAAAUUACCAUACGACCACAACUUAUCUGCUAUCGGCUUUUUCUAUCUAUCAACCCGAUGAGCCAAGAAUUUUCAAGAUUCGAUUACAAAGCAUAUGGGAGUUUUCUUUCUCUGCUUCUUCUUUCAUUCAUUCGACUGCAUUUCAAGUCCAUUCAAUCUAUAACGCACAGCAACUUAAUCAUUCAUCUUUUUUUUCCCCCUUCGAUUUCCGGGCGUUCGAUUUGCACAAAAUCAUGGUUUGGAGGGUUUGUGUUUUGUUAUUUUUUGUCAAUCUUUGCCUAAUACUUGUCUCAUGAGCAUCUCUUGUUUGCUUCGUCUCAUCUUGGAAAAUUUUUCUUUGAUAAUACAUAGUAGGUAAUUGAUUACCUGGGUACGAUAGUACAUACAUACAAAUGCAUCCAUUUCAUCAUCUCUCUAAUACCAAAGUAUCAUCACGAAGCUGGGUCUGUGAUGUAUCUAAUAUCCCCUCCUCCUAUGAAACAAAUUAACCAACUCCUCUCCCCUUUCCAACUUCUCAAGAUUGAUCUUCAACACAUCCAAAGCACGCACAAAAUAUUCUUGUCCGGACCAACUUAUAUGCGGACUUAUCUGCACAUUCUUCGCAUCCCACAGAGGAUGAUCAGCAGGUAACGGUUCGGGGUCAGUGACAUCCAGCGCAGCGCCACGGAUUUGUUCCUUUUCGAGCGCUGUGAGUAAUGCGUCUGUAUUGACGAUUUUGCCGCGAGAUAUGUUUGUUAGGAAGCCUUUUCUUGGUGGGAAUUUCUCUCCUUCAUUUGCGGAUGAUAUUGUUGACGGGGAGAGAGCGUCAGACCAAACCUCAAACUCCUCACUAUCGAACAAAUGGUACGUAGCUGUCGUCAACGGUAAUGAAAUCACCACAUGAUCUGGUUUGGUUUCGCGUAGAAACCUGCGAAGAUCAUCUUUGCUGGUGCCGUGGUGCCAUUCCACAGGGAAAAUGCCGUCUGAAUCCCCCGUUCCAGGGACGAUGUACCCCCUAUCUUCACGAGAUUCGGGUGUCUCGUGUGCCGAGGCAGUAUAAGCGUAGACUUUGG
Talaromyces stipitatus ATCC 10500 is the source of this 3320-nucleotide messenger RNA. RefSeq names its product chitin synthase activator (Chs3), putative. The record is from RefSeq and is a predicted model, not a curated record. NCBI's taxonomy places the organism in Eukaryota, Fungi, Ascomycota, Eurotiomycetes, Eurotiales, Trichocomaceae. The transcript has 3 exons. Gene Ontology annotation, molecular function: protein binding. The coding region runs from base 1 to 2091 and encodes 696 amino acids.